GGCGCGCGCGGCGGCGGCGGACAAUACCGGGGCGGCGGCGCGGCUCGGCACGGCGCGGCUCGGCACCAUGCUGGCGCUCUUCAACAAGCUGCUGGACUGGUUCCGGGCGCUCUUCUGGAAGGAGGAGAUGGAGCUGACCCUGGUGGGGCUGCAGUACUCGGGCAAGACCACCUUCGUUAACGUGAUCGCGUCAGGACAGUUCAAUGAAGACAUGAUCCCGACAGUGGGCUUUAAUAUGAGGAAGAUCACCAAGGGGAACGUUACCAUAAAGCUCUGGGACAUUGGUGGCCAGCCUCGUUUUCGCAGCAUGUGGGAGCGAUACUGCCGCGGAGUGAGUGCCAUUGUAUACAUGGUGGAUGCCGCUGAUCAGGAGAAAAUAGAGGCUUCAAAGAACGAGCUUCAUAACCUACUUGACAAGCCACAGCUCCAGGGCAUCCCGGUCCUAGUCCUUGGAAACAAACGAGACCUCCCUGGUGCCUUGGACGAGAAGGAGCUCAUUGAGAAGAUGAACCUGUCUGCCAUCCAGGACCGAGAGAUCUGUUGCUACUCUAUCUCCUGCAAAGAAAAGGACAAUAUUGACAUCACCCUACAGUGGCUUAUUCAGCACUCGAAGUCUAGGAGAAGCUGAAAUCCUGCAGACUGGAGCUUAUAUUGGGAAGAUGCCAUUGUACAAGCCCAUGCCCCCUUCUUUCUCCUGCUCUGUCCCUUCAGCUCUCUCUCUAGAUGGGUAUUUUUAGGGGACCCCAAACUCCACUCGUGUUGAGGUGGAGUCCUUGUUUUUAUUGUAAAGAAAACAUCCAACUCUGCCCUCCUCUCCUCUCUCUCUAUCUCUCCCUCCCAUUUUGGCACUGUUCUGUUGUUGUCUGUGUAUACAGUAUAUAUAUAUAUGUAUAUAUAUUUUAAUUUUUUAAUUUAAGCGAUAGCGCUGUUACUAAACUGGGCCCUAUGAGCUGUAGGAAGGCUUUGGGCUCACUGAGGGCGGCCGAGGGUCAGCGCUGUGAGGAAGAUGAGAUGAGCAUGGUGGCAGAACUCAGCCCCUGGGGCAGUGGGCCAUGCUGGGCUGCAGACAGGUUCAUGAUGCUCCCUUGCCUCUUCCCUGGAGGCCUUGCCUGUAUCUCCAGGUCUAGGGCCUCCCUGGGGGGUUGUGUGUGAUCAGGAGUGCUCCUGCCCUGCCCUUGCCCUGUCCUUGCAGAGGAAGAGCCCUUGCCCAUGUUUUGGCAUCUUUGGGCAGGACUUGUCCUGGAGUGCAGUGGGCACAGCUGGCCGGGGAGGUGAUGCCCUCCCUCUCCCCAGGUUGCACAGCUGACCAGGGAGGUGAUACCCUCCCUCUCCCCAGGUUCCUCUCUCUGCCCUUGGGAAUGGGGAUUUCUCAUGACCUGGUAAGAUCAACCUUCACACAGCGUGUCCGGCUCCUGUACUGCUGCCCCGGACCUCCUCCUUGCCACUGUGGUGGGCAACUUGUCUCCCUCCCCUGGGUUUUCUUCUCACCAGGGUUCAGGCAGAGUUGUUCCCAGGGUCUUCGAACUGCCCCAUGCUACGGAAAUCUGCUGCAGCACAGUGAUCGUGGUUGGAGACUCAGGCUGUCUGGGCCCCCACGCUCAGGCAGGAUGCUGCCCUGGCAAGCCUCACGGCAGCCAAAAUAGUAACUUGACUGGUCUGGAACUAGUGCAGAGGGGCCUGGUGAUGCCAGGCAGCCUCCCGCACUGGCAGAGACAUGGGGCCGGCUCCUGCCUUCUCCCUGCCCUGGUUGUCCCACAGGCACAUCUUGGCUGCCCAGAGAAGCUGGGCUAUGUGAAGCUGAGAUUGCUUUCUGCAAGCCAGAAGGCAUCACCCUACCCCUUGCUAGGGCUGAUGUUUUCUGAGAUGCUUGAACACAUCAUGUACGGGUGUCAGGGGGUAGAGAAGGAGGCACUUCUUCCCCUGUGGAUGCAGGAGCCUGAGAGCUUUUUGGCAGCAGCAGCAGUCACCACUGGGAGUGAGGACAGUGCUCCAGGUUGUGCCCUGCUCUCUGUUGCUAUAUGCUGCCAUCCUGGAGCUGGCCCCUCUGCCAGCCCAGGGUGUCCUGGCUCUGGAGGGAGCUACAGUGCCCUUGGGCCCCAAGGGCAGUGAGGUGGAGGGGACAACCGGACUGAUGUGUUCAGCCCCUUCCAGCACAUGGGAAAAGAGUGAGAGGAAACCCAGUCUCCGGGACAGGUCAGAAAGGCUUUGCCUGUCUAUGCGGUAUGUUCAGUUGCUGGGUCUCUGUGCAGCACAGCCUUGAGGCCUUGCUAGGCUGCAUAUGGGCUAGUUCAGGGGAGAGGGGACACAUAGGUGGGCCUUUUGGUGGGGUAGGGGAAGACACACUGAUGCCAAGAAGUGAGAGUGCUUAAGUGGGGUCAGGGCUGUGGCAUGGUGUAGGGGCACCUGCCUCUCUCCAACUCAGGGCUGGGAAGGAGAGGAUGGAGAUCACCUGGAAGCCCUUGCAUUCCCUGCCUGCCAGUAUUUUGCUGAGAGGCAGCUUGCAGCCAGCAUGGGAGGCUGCAGGAUCCCUCUUGGGACCUUUUUCCCUUAGGCAGACUGGCUCAUGGGAGCGGCAAGGCUGUGGUGUUCUGUUCUCAUUUUUGCAGAAUUGCACAAAGAGAGGUUUCCCUUUUUUUUUUUUUUUAAUUUAAUAAAUUGUAAAGUGUUGUCAUUCCCCCCCCCCCCUUUUUUUUAAGAGAUUUUUGGCUCAGAUUUGACCUCUGUUGGGAGUUGAUUCCUGUAACUGUACAUUUUUUUUGCCUCCUAAUAAUAAUAAAUUAACAAUUUUGCGUUG
Molecule: messenger RNA, 2794 nt
Organism: Rhea pennata
Lineage: Eukaryota; Metazoa; Chordata; Aves; Rheiformes; Rheidae
Gene: ARL8A
Product: ADP ribosylation factor like GTPase 8A
Exons: 7
Coding region: 68-628 (186 amino acids)
Biological process (GO): protein transport; anterograde axonal transport
Cellular component (GO): lysosomal membrane
Molecular function (GO): GTP binding; GTPase activity
Source: RefSeq, a predicted model, not a curated record